Messenger RNA from Pyrus x bretschneideri (Chinese white pear), 1053 nucleotides. RefSeq lists its product as uncharacterized. The transcript is spliced from 2 exons. The record is from RefSeq and is a predicted model, not a curated record. Lineage: Eukaryota; Viridiplantae; Streptophyta; Magnoliopsida; Rosales; Rosaceae. The coding region runs from base 61 to 768 and encodes 235 amino acids.
UUCUUCUUCUUCUUCUUCUUCUUCUUAUCUCUGUCUCUCUCUUUUACAGAUAACUGAAAAAUGGUGAACGUGGACGAAGCCAUGUUGAUGAUGAGAAGGCGCGUGGUUCGACGAAACUUCGGGCGAGGCGGCGGUCCGUUACCAUUCCCCAACUUCUACUGGCUGAUGUACCGAGCAUGCACUGUGAAGGAUGUGCUCCGUAUCAGGACUCCUCGGACGGGCUUCUCCGUUCUCCUCAAAGUUCCCGUCGGAGUUCCGAGGCGUAUCCAGGCGAUGAUAAGAGAAGUGGCCGAGAGGAGGGCUUUUCAAGUGAUCACCAUACCCACCGAGCGUGCCGACUCCACUUACCAGCGUCUCCGAGAGAAAAUGAGGAAGCAGACCAGAAAAUACCAGGCUACUCCUUGGGGGAGGCGACUACUGUCCCUCCGCCGCUCCUCUGAAAUUGCCAGAAACAGAGCAUGGGUGGACAACAUGUACUCCGUACGACAAGUGAUGGACGCGAAUGUCGAUGAAUAUGACCAGAGGGAUGUUUUUGCCUGUGUCCGAUAUGCAGAGAUCCGAGCUGAAGACAUUCCACCGGAUGCUGAGAGGAGGGAACUAAAGGUGCGGGGCCCCGACGACCUGUACCGCUUUCGUCGAGGCUACGGGGACGCGCCGCCACCCAAGGUUUUUGUCGUGCCCAGAGACGUUAAUAAUGGUGUAUACAUUAUGACGGGGUUCGUGGUGGAUCGGUUUCUCCAUGCCGGGUUGGUUCGUGCGGAUCCAUAGACUAAUUGUAACGCAGUACUGCUAAUAGCUGACAUUGAAGAGUGAGAGACUGCUACUAGGGAAUGAUCGGGAAGCUAUAUAGCGCUUUUGGCUACCAAGUUUAGACUUUACUGGAUAUGUGUUUUUAGUACGUAAUUGAACUCCUAGGUAAUAUUGCAUGGGUUCCGUUAUAUUUCGUGCCCAAGAGAUUUCUUCCUUAUCCUAGUAUAUGUACUUGAACUACUAGCUGGUAGUUUAUGUGAUGCGUGCCCUAAAGAUUUCUCUAAUAUUCGGUUGUUCGGUUUA